This is a messenger RNA of Octodon degus (degu), 1113 nucleotides long. RefSeq names its product family with sequence similarity 166 member A (gene Cimip2a). The transcript is spliced from 7 exons. Bases 93 to 1103 code for a protein of 336 amino acids. The record is from RefSeq and is a predicted model, not a curated record. NCBI's taxonomy places the organism in Eukaryota, Metazoa, Chordata, Mammalia, Rodentia, Octodontidae.
UAAAGUGGCCUGGCCCUUUCACAAUGGUUGCCAGGCAACAUGACUCCUCUCAGAGAGAAGAGACCCAGCCUGUGAGGGCAGACUGAGGCACAAUGACAGCUCCUCUGAAACAUUCGCUCUUCACGCCAGAACCUCACUAUAUCCCUGGCUAUGCUGGCUUCUACCCACAGCUGCGAUACCAGGUGGGGAACACCUACGGGCGCACCACGGCGCAGCUGCUCACAGACCCCAGCGUGCAGAAGAGCCCCUGCUCUGUGCUGUCCCCCAUGACCAAGCCCAAAUUCAUCGAGGACUUCAGCAAGUCCAAGCCCCCUUGGAUUCCUUGCCGGGACCUGGCUGAGCCCCACAUCCCCCACUACACCGGUCUGAAGCCCUAUAGGAACUCUGAGAUCCUGGGCAAGCUGCCACCACAGGUCGUGGACGCCCAGGGGCCACUAGGAGCAGAGAACAUAUGCAAACAAGUUACGAUGCCAGCUGGCUUCAUGCCCUAUCCCCCCUACCCACCAUGCCCGCCUGGCAGGAAGGGGGACUCCAGUGCCGUGGUACACCCGGGCCUGCGACUGGCAUAUGGGGAAGAGGCCUGGAAAUCUGCUAACCUUGUCCAUGAGACCCCAGGGCAGCACCAGCUGUACCACUACAGGAGGGAUGAGUACCCUACCCCACACCUCCAGCUGGAGACACUAGACUUGGACAGGUUCCAGCGGCUACCCCAACUGGACCACCCCAACCUGAUCCAAAGAAAAGCCAUCUCAGGCUAUGCUGGCUUCAUCCCCCGCUUCACCUGGGUUAUGGGGAUGAAUUACCGUGAAGGAGUCACACAGGCCAUGGAGGAGUUUGACAAGAACCAGUUCCAGUCCAGAAACCCCGUCUGUCCACUGGGGGAGAGGCUUCCCAGGACACACUGGCCCAAUACCACCAUCUACAGAGGCCAGGGGCUCAUCCCUUUCUACAUGGGCUUCAUUCCCUGGAGGCCCGGCUCCGCUGAAGCCUUGCUCCCUCGCAGCCAUGCAAGACAACUACGCAAUGACGUUUGGCAACAGCACUCGCAAGGCCUAUCGGAAGGAACUCGAGAGGCGAAAGCACACACUAUGAAAAUGCUUUAAUGGUAUCUGU